CUUUUAUAUCAGGUAGUUUUAGACAUUUUCAGAAUGCGAAGAAAUGAAACAUUUGAUGGAUUAAAAAUCCAUUGAUAGUAAAAAAUAAUAUCCAUAUAUUAUUUUUUACUAUCAUUGCGACAGUGAUAAAUUUAAUAUAAAGUAGAAAAGAGUUUAACAUUCAUAAAAUAUGUUUGUUUUACAGAUAUUGGCCUGUAGCUUACUUACACAAAGGCCCACCUCCGAAUAUGACUUAUUUUACAUACAACGAAACACAAAGCUCUAUGACCACAGAAAACUACCCACUUGGCCCUAUAUCACCUCCAAGAGAACAACCCCGUCCAGAAUUCGACAGAGUUACAGAUAAACCAAAAGAUGUAGUUGAAGCAAGAAGCCACAGAGACGAGAAAACUAGAAAUAUAACCGAUGAGGAUAUUUUUCAUGUAGAUUUAGCUAAAAUUACUACGACCACAACUAGCACAACAGAAAAACCUGUAAUAAAAGAAACCACACCAAAAGUAGAAGAAAGACAAGAGAAAAUUAAUAAAUCUGAUGUUGAAACAAUAAAACCAGAAAAUAUGAACAUUUCAGAGCAAAGCGAAAAGAUUAAAGGCAUCGAUGAUAAGUUGGUGGAUUUUACCGGACCUAUAGAAGUACUAGAUAUUGAGGACGUGAAAACGGGAGGGAAGAUAUCUGACUUAAAAACGUUAGAGGCUGAAGAGAGACAGAUUGAAGCUAUCGGCAGAUUGUUAGCCUCGAGACGUGGCAGUAAACUAGUUUUAGAAAAGCGUUCCCAAAAAGAUUUGGAAUCAAGAAACAUAGCUAUCGACAAAGAUCUAGCGGACUUUAAUUUCGGCAACAAGUUUCCUACAACAGAAAGGAGAGGUACAAUACAAAAAAUUUCGAAAGACGAUAUUGAAAGAGAGAGAAAUGCUGAUAGAAGUUUAGAAGUGAGCGAGACAACAUUUGUUAGACCUCCCAGAGUUUUAACUACUACAGACAACAUAAGAAAAGCUAUUGUUAACGGUAAAGUGUUUUAUGAUGCAACAAUUAGAGAGCAAAGAGAUAUUUUUACAAAUGCAACAAGAAAACCUAGGACUUUUAGACAAUUAGAGGACUCUAGAGCGCCUUCAGUCAUCGCUCAUAAUAAUUUUGGAAAGAAGAAAGUCAUUAAAACGAGAAAUGUAAACCCUGUAAGGCGUGUCAGAAGAGUAUACAGAAAGAGAUACAAUCCUGAGGAAGUGAGACGAAGAUUAUUGGAAAGAGAAAGGAGUACGAAGAUGGAAAAUAGUGAUGGAAAUAGUAAACAUAACUAAAUUAUUAUUUUUAAUCUCAUUUAGGUAUAAAGCUGUCUUAUUUUUAUUUUACACUUUUAAAAUCUUAAAUCAGUAUUACUUAUAAAUAAAUAUUGUGUUAAAAUCUCAUAAAUCAUUGGUUUUAUAUAAGAAAUUAGAAAGCAAAUAUUUUGUUAAAACUAUUUUGGUAGAUACGAUUUUAAUAAACUGUAUUGAUUGCAUCUCAUAAUUUAAUCUAUUG
Diatraea saccharalis (sugarcane borer) is the source of this 1515-nucleotide messenger RNA. The record is from the annotation of a GenBank genome assembly. Lineage: Eukaryota; Metazoa; Arthropoda; Insecta; Lepidoptera; Crambidae.